Molecule: messenger RNA, 2689 nt
Organism: Durusdinium trenchii
Lineage: Eukaryota; Dinophyceae; Suessiales; Symbiodiniaceae
Source: the annotation of a GenBank genome assembly
GUGCGGGGGGCUUCGAGCGCGAAGCGCUGUUUCAAGACGAGUUCGACCAAACUUGCCAAACCUGGUAGAGGUAGGGUGGACGCACCUGGGCUUGGGUUUUAGCAAUGCGUGCAAUGUCACCCUACGUUAUGCUUGUCACUGUUUUGUUGUUGUUGCCCGGUGUCCCAAAAAUUUACGUGACAUGGCUGUGAAUCCUGAGAUGGCUGCCGUGGAGGAGAGGAGAGUCAACAUAUCUUUAAUUUUUUGGGAGCUUGUGCUCUUCACCAGACUGGUCGGAUCGCUGCAUUGUAACGUGGUCCCCGACGAUCAGCAACGCUUUACUCAAUAUAUGUUCUUGCCAACUUAGGUUCAAGGUAGUUUUGGGCACCCAACCCAGUCUUUGGCUUUGUCAGAGGUUCUGCGGUUCUGCAAUUCCAGGUAAGGGCUGAUGCAUGUUCUGAACAGUUGCUCAAGCCAAUUCGCAGCAAAUGAUUCUUGCCUGGUGGGGUCUUUCUUACAUCGGUCUGUUCUUGAGCUGGCAGAUUUUUGCGCGAAUUACUCGAAUUGGAAAUUUGCCAGGGCCCUUACCCAAUGCCAUUUAUGCAGUUGCCAGCAGUCACCACCAACAGCACCGCAUGAUUUUCGACAUAUUAUGUAGCCACUUGGGGGCACGCGUAUACAAUUCUUAUCAGAACCUGCUUUGGUAUCCAAGCUGUUUCCCAUGCUUGUGUUUCUUUUUGCUAGCACGUUUGCAACUUCUUGUCGGAUUCGGGAACUCGUUGAUGCGUUUCCCACUUGCUUUUUGCGGUUGCCUUGAGUGACCCGGACAGGGAUCUCCAGAGCACAAUCACCGGGUGUCUUGCUAUUGUGCAUACCGGUUCCAGAAAAAAGAGCAGCUAUAUAGUAUGAUGAAUGGUGUCUCCAAUGUCCCUGCGGCAACAAACAAACAUGUUGUGUGUUACCUGUUUUUUGCAUGGCUGUCAUCCGUUGGAGACGUUGAAAUACAAGGAGGAGGAGAUCAUAUGUCGGUACUGCUUUGGAGGUGGGCCUUGCUCCACAAUCCCAGCAGCUUUUAGUCUUUUGUGGCAAAAUUUUUGCGAUUACAGCUCUUUGCUUUUCAUCUGGAGCGCUAAGUACAAGAAUGGAGGCAUGCGGACUAGAUUAACCCAAACGUCCUUGGAUUUAUGGCAAGCUGUAUUUUGGGUAGCAACUUCCAGCACUGCCACGGUCUUCUCUUCUUUCACAAUGAAGGCACUGAGGAUGGGGAGCUCAUCUCACCUUGCAAGUGUGCGGGUGGUCAGAAAUUUGUACACUUGAAAUGCCUUCGUCAGUGGCAGAGGAUGGUCUUGGUAACCCAGCCAACCCACCCAGCCUUUUACGACAGGGACCUCAGGCAUCAGACGUGCAAUGUGUGCAAAUCUGAAUUCACAUGCGCACCACCAACACGCCACGAGCUUAUGGCCUCCUUCACUGGACCUGAGAUUGCAGCUCUCAUCGAUGUGGGGUGUGUCAUUGCUUCGCAUGAAGCAUUUUCAACAGAGCUGGAGAGAAGUUUAGCUACAAUGCCACCGAUGUUGAGGCACAGCAGCAGCUAUGAGCAUUGGAUUCGUGGUGCGUUCCUCAUUACACAGGUGGAGCCGGACGAAGGAAAGCUGACGAUCCGAAUUGAUUCCGAAGGCAUGCUCCAAAGAGUCUGUGCCAAGAUGGACGGCAGCCUUAGCCUUACAUUGCAGGGCCGCCGGUGGCGCGUGGCAGCCAGAGAGGAGUUGGAAGGUGUGCAAGCCGAUGCGCUUGCUAAUGGCUUUGCAGAUUUGAAAGCUCCAUGCACUGUGGUCCUGGAAUCAGAUGAGCCGGAGAAUUGCGGCAAUGAUCAUGUGGUAGCUGUGAAUCUGACAAGACCGCUGGAUUCACCACCAGAUCGUGGAUUAGUGGAAAGGGCGAUGCGAGAAAUUUGCAAGAAAUAUCGAAAAGCCAGCUCAGUGGAGAUCACCCAUUUCAUUGGUGGGCCGUGCCAAGAAGAGGAAUUGAUGUGCUGCGUUGUGCUUGGCGGUGGAGGUUGUGGAUGGACAGUGCUGAAAGACCUGGCUCAAGCGAUUGAACUGGCGUUCAGUCGUGCUGCCAAGCGCCUAGAUGCAGAAGGUGAUAUUCAUGGUGGCCAGACAGUGCGGCUUAAGGGUUUGCAGGGAGCUGCUCAUUUGAACGGUGAGAUCGGCCUGGCUUUGCGUUUUAAUGCGGACUCGGGCCGCUGGCUGGUGCGCCUACGAAAUGGAGAGGGUAAGCAGCUUCGACCUGCGAACCUUGAGGGCCUCGACGGCUCCGACGGUCGAGUCUUUGCCGUCUGGGGAGAUGCGCGUUGGUCUCGGGCACAAUUGCUGGGCGAGAUUGCAAAAGGUGAUUGGGGUCUUUGCAGAGCCAACAUAGGCGAUCUCACGUCUGGUCCAACCGAACGCUGGCCGGCCACUCGUGGACGCCUUGCUUUUGCACCUAUCACAGAGAUGACAGAGAGCUACAUGAGUGAGGCUCAGCGGGAAAUGAAUGCAGCUAGGCAAACAUUGCAGAUGCAUGCAGAGCCUCAAGAGAUUGAGGAUGAGCCAGCACGAGAGGACACAACUUCAACUGCUCCAGGCACCGCGUCAGACCAGGACAUGGCAUGCCAACCCUUGCCGAGCCAGGAAUGAAUUUAAUUUAAUACAAAGACAUAUUCAUAAAA